AUGUUGCCCUACAUAGAUUCCUUGUUCCAAUACCCAGCGCAGCUGACCGGCGCCUCUGUGGACGAGCUCAAAUUGAUCACUUCAUUCCUGCUCUCCUAUCCGCUGGCUGGCUUGCUGAAGCGCAUCCCCGACGCCCAACCGUGGAAAAAGAAUGCGUUCAUCAUCGGUGCCUCGCUCUUCUACAUCAUCGGUCUUUUCGACCUCUGGGAUGGACUGCGCACACUCCUCUACAGUGCUGCCGGUACCUAUGCGAUUGCAUACUAUGUAGAUGGAUCGUUGAUGCCCUGGAUCGGGUUCAUUUUCUUGAUGAGCCACAUGUCCAUCAGCCACAUCUACCGCCAGAUCCUCGACGAUCCUCAGGUGGUCGACAUCACGGGAGCACAGAUGGUCCUCGUGAUGAAGCUUACUUCAUUCUGCUGGAACAUCCAUGACGGCCGCCUGCCCCAGGAUCAGUUGUCCGAUUCACAGAAGUACUCGGCCAUCAACGAGUUCCCCAGCAUCGCCAACUAUGUGGGCUACGUCUUGUUCUUCCCGUCGCUGUUCGCUGGUCCAUCCUUCGAGUAUGUGGACUACCGUCGUUGGCUCGACACCAGUCUUUUUGAAAUCCCGCCGGGUACGGAUCCGUCCAAAGUUCCGCCGACCAAGAAGAAGCGCAAGAUCCCUCGCAGCGGAACCCCAGCUCUCAAAAAAGCUAUCGUGGGUCUGGGUUGGAUCUUCCUCUUUCUCCAGCUGGGCUCGUGUUACACGACAGAUCUCGUCCUGUCGGACUCUUUCAUGGACUAUGCCUUCCCGCGCCGCAUCUGGAUCGUGUACAUGCUCGGCUUCACCACUCGCCUGAAGUAUUACGGCGUCUGGUCCCUCACCGAGGGUGCCUGUAUCCUAUCCGGCAUGGGAUACAAUGGCUUCGAUGGAAAGUCCGGCAAGGUCUUCUGGAACCGUCUGGAGAACGUUGAUCCCUGGAGUCUGGAGACUGCCCAGAACUCGCACGCUUACCUCGGAAGCUGGAACAAGAACACCAACCACUGGCUGCGCAACUACAUCUACCUGCGCGUUACUCCCAAGGGCAAGAAGCCAGGUUUCCGCGCCAGUAUGGCCACUUUCGCGACUAGCGCGCUCUGGCACGGUUUCUACCCAGGAUACUACAUGACCUUUGUCCUGGGCUCGUUCAUUCAGACCGCUGCCAAGAACUUCCGCCGCCACGUCCGCCCCUUUUUCCUCACUCCGGACGGCAGCAAACCUACGCCAUACAAGCGGUACUACGACAUCCUCAGCUGGCUCGCUACCCAGCUCACACUAGCCUUCACCACCCUCCCCUUUGUCCUGCUCAGCUUCGGUGACUCCAUGACCGCGUGGGCCCACGUCUACUUCUACGGCAUCGUCGUCACCUUCUCCUCAAUCGUCUUCUUUGCAUCCCCCGCAAAGGCCUACCUGGUCGGCCAGCUGAAGCGCCGCAGCCGGCCCCAAAUGACUCGGUCUACCAGCGCAGAUUCUAUCCCGCCGACGACUCUGGGUCUGCCUAAUGACCCCGAACAGGACUUCGACGAGGCUGUCCAGGAGAUCAUGUCGGAAAUUGAGUCUCGUCGUCGCCGUGGAAGCGUUGUUACCAUGCCUUCUGGCGAGGAGCUGAAGGUUGCUGUCGAGCAGAAGAUUGGCCGGAAGCUGUAG
Molecule: messenger RNA, 1665 nt
Organism: Penicillium cinerascens
Lineage: Eukaryota; Fungi; Ascomycota; Eurotiomycetes; Eurotiales; Aspergillaceae
Product: lysophospholipid acyltransferase
Exons: 4
Coding region: 1-1665 (554 amino acids)
Biological process (GO): glycerophospholipid biosynthetic process; lipid modification
Cellular component (GO): membrane; endoplasmic reticulum
Molecular function (GO): 1-acylglycerol-3-phosphate O-acyltransferase activity; 1-acylglycerophosphocholine O-acyltransferase activity
Source: RefSeq, a predicted model, not a curated record